ACUCCUUGACUAAGGAAAGGGGGGCGUAGUCGGAGGGCGCGACGACACACGCUCCCCGUGUGGGCGAGACGGACCCUCCGCCGCUUUGCCAUUGGCCAAGUUUUGUCCCGCCUCCUCCAAAACUCCCAUUUCGCCCGUCCAAUCACAAGCGUCAAGCCUGCUUUGCGCAACAGAGAUCACUCGGCGGCGAAGCCUCUUUCUUUCUUUUCUUGGCCUCUGCCGGCUGCCAUCCAGGCCCGCUCAGAAUCCCGGUCUUUCUCUCUCCAGCUAAGGAAAAAGCACCGCGCCGCCGCCGUGUGAAAGAAGAGCGAGGCUGCUCGUCCGAAGAAGAAGAGGAGGAGGGGGGCCUGGCGGCUCCCUUCCUCAGCCGCCAUGUCGGUCCUGAGCUGGAAGCCGUUCGUCUACGGCGGGUUGGCCUCGCUCGUGGCCGAGUUCGGUGGGUACGGAGCGGGGCGGGGGGAAGGAACCUUCCCUGUGGAUCUCACCAAAACACGACUUCAAGUUCAAGGCCAAAGCAUUGAUGCCCGUUUCCGAGAGAUCAAGUAUCGGGGCAUGUUCCAUGCCUUAUUUCGCAUCUCCAGGGAGGAAGGCAUUCUGGCACUCUAUUCCGGGAUUGCUCCAGCCUUGUUAAGACAAGCCUCUUAUGGCACCAUAAAGAUUGGUAUAUACCAGAGUUUGAAGCGGCUUUUCGUGGAUCGCUUAGAAGAUGAAACGUUGCUAAUUAAUGUCAUCUGUGGGGUCGUGUCGGGAGUGAUCUCCUCUGCGAUUGCAAAUCCAACGGAUGUGCUGAAGAUCCGAAUGCAGGCUCAGGGCAGUCUGUUCCAGGGAGGCAUGAUUGGAAGCUUUAUAGACAUCUACCAGCAGGAAGGCACACGGGGGCUCUGGAGGGGUGUGGUCCCCACUGCUCAGCGAGCUGCUAUAGUGGUGGGAGUUGAACUGCCAGUCUAUGACAUCACCAAGAAGCACUUAAUCCUUUCCGGACUUGUGGGGGACACAAUCCUCGCUCAUUUUAUUUCCAGUUUCACAUGCGGACUUGCUGGUGCCAUUGCUUCAAAUCCAGUGGAUGUGGUGCGGACACGUAUGAUGAAUCAACGGGCCAUCGUGGGGAGUGUGGACCUCUACAGAGGUACACUGGAUGGUCUGGUAAAGACGUGGAAAAGUGAGGGUUUCUUCGCACUUUACAAAGGAUUCUGGCCAAAUUGGUUGCGACUGGGCCCCUGGAACAUCAUUUUUUUUAUCACCUACGAGCAGCUGAAGAGGCUCCCUUUCUAGGGACCAGUUCAGGUUGGUGAUCCAGCUGCCUUUCCUGCUCACCUCCCUCGCUCCUGCAUCUUCAUGUCUUUUUUUUGCCUAUGCGGACUGAGGCCUACCAUCCCCACUCUGAGUGCUCAGUCUCAGGAGCAUAGCUUGGAUGAGAAGGGGGAUGUUGGGGCCAGAGAUACUCGGAGCCUGUUGCAUGUGCUUUCCCAUGAAGGGAAGAGUGGAGUGCGAUGGGGAAAGCGCAUGGGUCUGAGCCUAUAUCUUCUGUGAAGAGAUGUGUGAUUUUCAAAGGUCCUUCCGAGUGCAGCUUAUUGCAGUAUGGGUUUUGCAGUAGGCUGUGCCUUCCCCUAACCUGUUCAAGGGGAAUCUCAAAAGGAGCUGCUGCAUUCCCUCCAUUGUCAUGUAACCUUAUUAAACUAUUUAUUGGA
Rhineura floridana is the source of this 1688-nucleotide messenger RNA. It is a transcript of the gene SLC25A14, whose product is annotated as solute carrier family 25 member 14. The transcript is spliced from 9 exons. Bases 373 to 1272 code for a protein of 299 amino acids. Gene Ontology annotation, biological process: mitochondrial transport. The record is from RefSeq and is a predicted model, not a curated record. NCBI's taxonomy places the organism in Eukaryota, Metazoa, Chordata, Lepidosauria, Squamata, Rhineuridae. Gene Ontology annotation, cellular component: mitochondrial membrane.